Funneliformis caledonium is the source of this 758-nucleotide messenger RNA. The record is from the annotation of a GenBank genome assembly. Lineage: Eukaryota; Fungi; Glomeromycota; Glomeromycetes; Glomerales; Glomeraceae.
CUGUAAAUAUUACUAUACUCACCACAUCUACUCUUGAAGUAGAGAUUGAUGAUCAAGACCAAGAAGAGGUGAAGGAAGUGGCCAAAGUUAGACUAGGCAAGAAAAAUCGAGAGGAAAUUGAUACAGCCUUUAAGGCAAAAACUGGAAUUCGAGCCGUUAACGCCGAUGAUGAAUUAAUUUCAUUGCACUUCAAUGAUACAGAACUUGAAGAAAUUGAUUGUUUCACGUACCUGAUCUCCCAGAUCAAAUCGCUGAAUUUUUAUAUGAAUUCGUUGGCAAGCUUGAAUAAGAUUAGAGAGACCAUAAAGUCAAAGAUGUUUGGUAUCAAUUAUGAUCACGAAAACUACUACGAUAAGGAUUAUAUAAUCUAUGCACUCAUUGUAAUUCGAGAAGUUCAAGGUGGGAGCAUGAAAGACACGAAACUGGAAGCUUGGUUCAAUUGUCACAUUUGGAGUGUAAUCUUUGACCAAGCUUUUGGUGAUAUUAAUGUGAUAUCCGUCGUCAGGGGCGAGAGUACAAGUUUGGCAACAGCUUAUCGAAAAAAUAUGAAAAGAAAAUCUGAAGAGAGACGAAAAAUGGGUCGCAGGGGUGAUUGGAUCGUGAGGUUCAUCACUAAUAGUGACAAACAUGAGUUUGAAGCAAGCGAAGCUGGAAAUGUUUGGACGGAUGAUCAUGAAACCAAGUUUCUUGAGGCGGGUUUGAUAUUACCCAAAGUUCUUAAGGAUAUGCUGGUAAAGUUAAUGAAAAAAGUAGAUUAG